AUUAGUUUGUCCCGCCAGUAUCCAAUCCUUAUGCACAAUCGAAGUUGAAGCUAAUUGUUCGGUCACAGUCAUCUACACAUUAACUAAAUCCUUGUGCAAAUGUGUAGCAGUCAACCCGAUUUGAACUCCUCUGUGGCUCGGCUCAGACUGACAAAUUUUCCCAAUUCUAACGUUAUUUAAUUCCCUCUCCAGCCCAGUUUUCACAGCCCUGAAAACACCAUCUUAGCACAAAAUGCAAAAUAAUGGACCACAAUAACCAUUUUAACCUUUCUUCCACUUACUAGUUUUUAUCAUUACUCCAGAUAUUGUCCAAUUCUCCCCUCUUUUCCAAUCAUGGCAAUCUUAUUAGUUCAGUUCCUCACUUUCCCCAACAUAAUUUACUCAAUGGAGACAAGUUGUCAAAUCCCCUGACGGUUACACCAAUACCCCUUUGUUCCAUAUCCCGGGCUGGACACACUUGAUAGCCUGGUUUCCAAACUCCCAGACGUAACCCGAAACCGUAUUAAAUGCAUCACCGGUCAACCCCACUGCCAUUCCUCUGGAGUUUAAGAGGUCACCAGACGCUGAAGUUAACAACAGGAUUGCUCAGGCCAGUUAAACUUUUUGAAGAAUCCAUGAAAAGGUCUCAGCCUUACCGUCAAGGUGAAGAUCUACCAGGUAGUGGUACCAUGAUUCUUUGUACCAGUGAGACCUGGACUGUCUACAGCAGACAUGCCAUAUAUCUCAUUCAUUUCCAUCUUAACCGUCUCUGCAGACUCCUCUCUGCCUGGUGGCAGGGCAAAAUACCUGACACAGAAGUCCCGACAUGAGUCAGCAUCUCCAGCGUCUAUGUUCUCAUACAGAAAGCCCGAGUCAAAUGGGAAGGCCAUGUCAUCAGAAUUCCAAACUGUCGACUAUGGAUCGACUACGGAAACAACUGAUAUUUGGAAAACUGUGUCAGGUCAAGCGCUCCAUCGGAAAACAGAAGGAACGAUGCAAGGGCAGUCUUAAAGUGUCCCUCAAAGACCCAAACAUCGACUCCCCCCCACCUUGGAGUCGCUUACUUAAGACCAUCCCACAUGGUGGGAUCAUCAGUAGAAUCAUUAAAGGAUAUGUUCAGGCAGAAAAAAAGAUGUUUUGUCGAGGCUCAGAGAAAACAUGCUGUGUGCAAGGCAAGAAACACCUCAACCUCAUCGUCUGCUACAACAUCCACUUGCAUUUGUUCCAUUUGUGUUGGAGUCAAGGUCAUCUUUGACAUCAAAGGAUAGACAACAACAUACACAUGUACAUGUGCUUUAUCUCCCGAAAUAAAUGUCAGAUUGGGUUGAAACUUUGCAAAUACCACUAGCUAGAAAGGAAAUGACAUUUGACAUGGUGUGAUGAUGACAUCAGGUGAAAGGUCAUGUGACUUCAAAGUACUGUCUCCUGAAUUACAUGCCUGUUUGGGUGACAACCUUGCAGGAGACAGUGAUUGAGAGUGUCCAGCAGGAUUUGAACAGCACCCGAUCUGAAUUUGAAGGGAGUGGUUACUACAGUUUAGCCAUCAUUUAUGGGGUGUUUGCCUUCUCCAACUGGUUGGCGCCCUCUGUUGUCAGUUUAAUAGGUCCUCGUGCAACCAUGUUCAUCAGUGCAGUCAUCUAUACUGCAUUUAUUGCAAUCUUCCUCAGCCUGAAAGUAUGGAGCCUGUACAUGAUGUCUGUGUUUCUUGGUGUAGCUGCAGCAUGUAUAUGGACAGCUCAAGGAAACUUUCUUACCAUUAACUCUACCAGCGAGACGGUGGGGCGCAACAGUGGCAUAUUCUGGGCCAUGCUGCAGUGCAGUCUUCUCUUUGGCAACAUCUUCAUCUUCUUUGAAAUUGGCAAAACCAAUGCCAUGUACAUAAUAGAAUCAACUAGGACAACUAUCUUUAUUGUGUUGACUACUGUGUCGGGUAUCGGAGUACUGAUGUUUUUGCUGCUCCGUCAGCCACCUCCACGGGAUGAAACAUCCAUCCAGUCUACAGAGCUGAGCCCUGAUGCUGAGGCCAAACUGGGUCCAGUCCAGUCAUUAGUUCGAUCAUUCCAACUCCUUAAGAUGAAAGCCAUGCUUUUGCUGAUUGUUUGCUUCUUUUACACCGGGUUGGAGUUGACAUACUUCAGUGGUGUGUAUGGAACUUGUGUUGGCAACACCCACCUACUGGGCCCCAAGUCUAAGAGUUAUGUUGCCCUAUGUGGCAUUUUGAUUGGGUGUGGUGAAAUCAUAGGUGGAGCCAUCUUUGGGCUGAUGGGUAGUCGUACCAACAAGUUUGGUCGUGACCCCAUUGUUCUUCUUGGCUUCAUUGUGCACAUAAUUGCCUUCUAUCUGUCUCUCCUGAACCUGCCAUCUGACUCGCCCAUUAGCGAUACAUUCAACCACAAAGGCUACAUCCAACCGAACCUUGCAGUUGCCUUGGUCACAGCUUUCCUGCUGGGUUUCGGAGACAGCUGUUUCAACACCCAAGUCUAUUCCAUUCUGGGAUACAUUUUUCCAAAUGACAGUGCUCCGGCCUUUGCCCUCUUCAAAUUUACGCAGUCCCUGUCUGCAGCCAUUGCCUUCUUCUAUGCCAAACAUCUACUCCUUCACUGGCAGCUACUAAUUCUUGUCAUCUUUGCUGUCCUGGGGACAUUGUCCUUUGCCAUGGUGGAGUGGACUGCCAGCAGAAAGGUCCGGGAAGGGUAUGAGAGAAUUUAGGCAGACAGAAAAACAAAAAAAUCCCCAUAAGUGAAUUUCUCAUUCCAUGGAUGACUUUAUAUGGAUAAAGGUAGUCUCCAUUUUUUUGUAAUCAUCUGUUACCUGUUAAAUAAAGGGCCACUGCAACGAACUACUGUUUGAUGCAAUCCCUAAAUUCAACUCAACAUCUCUGUUGUGCUUGAUUAUAAUUCUUCAUAUUGCCAUUUUUAAGGAUGAUUUCGGGCCUUCUCUGUAGCUUUUUGGCAAAUUUGAUUUCUGUUUUCAUUAGAAAUAUUGGAAAUUAUUUUAGGCAGAAUCCUCAGUGUUGCAGCGAUUCUAACAAAAGUUGCAGUUUCUGCUCUGGACGUGUUUCUUUUUGUUUGUGUUAGAUUUUCACUGUUGUGGCCAGCAGGCAAUUACAGAGCAAAGUUAAUCACUUUUUACAUAGCAGGGGAUUGCAUUACAUAAAAAACACUCAAAUGUAGAGGAUUUUAAAUAUUGAAAGGUGCUCUUGAAAUAAGUUGAAUCAAAAAGGGAUGUUUUGUUAUUUCAUAAAGUUGUUAAUUGACUCAACUAACUGGUGUCAGCCUGUUCAAUGAUGAAGUAGAUCUAUAAUCAAUCCUCAAUUAAUUAGUGGUUACUGCUUCUAGGGAGAAUGGCCCAUUUGUCGUUUAGCCCUUUUACAAGGCUGCAGGCCUGGCUGAUAUAUUCAUGCGUCAAUAGACAUUGUCUGUCAGGCUAGAGGGGCC
Messenger RNA from Acanthaster planci (crown-of-thorns starfish), 3416 nucleotides. It is a transcript of the gene mfsd11, whose product is annotated as major facilitator superfamily domain containing 11. Lineage: Eukaryota; Metazoa; Echinodermata; Asteroidea; Valvatida; Acanthasteridae. The record is from RefSeq and is a predicted model, not a curated record.